AGAAAAAAAAUCCCACCUUCAAGUUUCAUUCACCUUCAUGUUAUGUCGCCAUGCGAUGCAACGCAUCAUCACCGCCAUCAUCAUCAUCACCACCGUCUUCAUCACCUCCAACCUCUCCAUCUCGCCAUCUGAAUCUCUCUCCCUCUCCCUCGUUGCAGACUCUCAUGCCGUUGCAGCAUUCCUCAGAUUCGAUCGAUCCCGCAAGUGCCGUCGAGGAACCCUAAUCUGGGCUCGCUUCUUCUUCGCUCCGCAGCUCGGAAUCCGCAUCAAAAUGUGAUUUUUGAUCGGUCGCGAGCGCACGAACCGCCGAGAACUCCACGACCCACGAUUCGAUCGCGCCGCCGCAUCCUCGUUCCCUGCGAAUUCGUCCCUGUUUGAGAGAGAUUGAGGCGGGAAGAGAGAGAGAGAGAGAGAGAGAGAGAGAGAUUGGAAGGAGGUGGUGGGAGAUGCCGAGUGUGACUGUGAAGCUCUACAGCGUCUUCUUCAAGCUGCUCCUGAAGCACCGGCUGCAGAACCGGAUUCAGUCCCAACCCGACGAUUCCGACCCGUUCGGCGUCACCUCCCGCCCCGAGGAGUCCGUCGCCGCCGUGAACCCCUCCUUCGCCGACGGCGUCGCCACCAAGGACAUCCACAUCGACCCCUUUACCUCCCUCUCCGUCCGCAUCUUCCUCCCCGAAUCCGCCCUCUCCCCGCCCGAGCCCGACCCCAAGUCCCAACCCCAACCCCGGCCUAGGGCUCGGAUCCCGUCCAGGGCCGCCGAUCUCAACGGCAAUUCGCAGGGUAAUCAACCUUCCCGCCGCCACAGCUACGGCACCCCGACCGCCGCCGCGAGAGAUGAUCCCGGGAAGCCCCCCAAUCUUGAGGAGAGCUCGCAAUUGAGCCUCGGGCGGCGCAAUAGCUUCGGAUCCUCCGCGACAGACCCGCACAAUGCCAAGCUGAAUGGUAAUCAUUUUAGAGGGUUUGGCAACGAUGCAGAGAGCUUGAGUUUGAGAUCGUCUGAUGGCGGUGGUUUGCCAUACCGAGGGUAUUCGCCCUUGAUGGGAAACGCGAGGAAAUUGCCGGUGAUGUUGCAGUUUCAUGGUGGAGGUUGGGUGAGUGGUUCAAAUGAUUCGGUGGUGAAUGAUGUCUUCUGUCGGAGGAUGGCGAAGUUGUGUGAUGUGAUUGUUGUUGCGGUCGGCUAUCGGCUCGCGCCAGAAAAUAAGUACCCAGCUGCAUUUGAGGAUGGGAUGAAGGUAUUGAAUUGGUUGGCAAAGCAGGCAAAUUUGGCAGAAUGUAGUAAAUCCAUGGGUAGUUCACGUGGAGUUACCACCGAGUCUAAGAAAUCUGACCUUCACAGGAAUAUUGUUGAUACUUUUGGGGCACAGAUGGUUGAGCCCUGGUUGGCAGCUCAUGGAGAUCUCUCCAGAUGUGUUCUCCUGGGCGUGAGUUGUGGUGCAAACAUUGCGGACUAUGUGGCACGGAAAGCUGUAGAGGCAGGUAGAUUAUUGGAUCCUAUCAAGGUUGUCGCUCAGGUUCUCUUAUAUCCAUUUUUCAUGGGAAGUGUCCCUACGCAUUCCGAGAUAAAGCUAGCAAAUUCGUAUUUCUACGACAAAGAUACGUGCCUACUUGCCUGGAAACUCUUCUUACCCGAAGAAGAGUUCAGCCUGGACCAUCCAGCUGCAAACCCACUCAUCCCUGGCAGAGGACCACCCUUAAAGCUCAUGCCUCCAACACUCACAGUGGUGGCAGAACACGACUGGAUGAGAGAUAGAGCCAUUGCUUACUCAGAGGAACUUCGGAAGGUAAAUGUCGAUGCUCCUGUUUAUGACUAUAAGGAUGCAGUUCAUGAAUUUGCGACACUUGAUAUGCUUAUCAAGGCCCCCCAGGCUCAGGCGUGUGCAGAAGACAUUGCUAUUUGGGUCAAGAAGUACAUCUCAUUCCGGGGACACGAGUUUUCUUACUAGGCAGGAGAUACAACUGGAAUGACUUGUAACUGGACUCUUGGCAGUCUUGCUCGAGAUGGCUGAAAUAGCAAGUUCUUGCUGCCACCACCUCUGAAUUUUGACACAGCAGUUGGGAUGACAGCUCAUCGAUUUUAAUACCUAACCCAUAUCGGGUUUAUUUGUGAGAAAUAUGUAAUGAGAGAUUAGGAUAGAUUUGGGCGUGAGAUGCAUAUGCUCCUGAUAUAUAGCUAAUAUGCCUGAUCAGAACAUUGUCUUCGGCAACUUUUUUUUCCUGUGAAUUAAGAUGUACAAUGCUUCAUUUAAUUCAGUUGGUACAAUUAAGUACCUUGUACGAUUUCUUUCCAUCAA
Messenger RNA from Eucalyptus grandis, 2291 nucleotides. Its product is annotated as probable carboxylesterase 11. NCBI's taxonomy places the organism in Eukaryota, Viridiplantae, Streptophyta, Magnoliopsida, Myrtales, Myrtaceae. Bases 447 to 1943 code for a protein of 498 amino acids. Gene Ontology annotation, molecular function: hydrolase activity. The transcript has 2 exons. The record is from RefSeq and is a predicted model, not a curated record.